This is a messenger RNA of Perca flavescens (yellow perch), 2327 nucleotides long. It is a transcript of the gene enox1, whose product is annotated as ecto-NOX disulfide-thiol exchanger 1. The record is from RefSeq and is a predicted model, not a curated record. Gene Ontology annotation, biological process: ultradian rhythm. The transcript has 13 exons. Gene Ontology annotation, cellular component: plasma membrane; external side of plasma membrane. Lineage: Eukaryota; Metazoa; Chordata; Actinopteri; Perciformes; Percidae. The coding region runs from base 72 to 1919 and encodes 615 amino acids. Gene Ontology annotation, molecular function: NADH dehydrogenase activity; protein disulfide isomerase activity; RNA binding.
UGUGGCUGCAGCUGUGAUUGGAUGAGCCUUCCGUCAGAGGAAGGGUCUGAUGACCGAGCAGACUCCUUGCUAUGGCAGCUGAUGGUGCGGAGCCGGGCGCGCUGAGUGACCCCGGAGCCUGGGCCACGGCCAUGAACAACCUCGGCAUCGUGCCGGUCGGCAUCAGCGGGCAGCCGCUGGUUCCAGACUCCCUGUGUAUCCAGAGGUUCGACGCCGGGCUGGGACUCAUCGCUCCCAUUAACCCCCUGAUGGCGGGCAUCAGCCUGGUCCCUCCCCCGCCAGUACCACCAGAGAUGCCGCUCAUCAAGGAGAUUAUCCACUGCAAGAGCUGCACUCUCUUUCCGCAGAACCCCAACCUGCCCCCUCCCUCGACUCGGGAGCGCCCGCCCGGCUGUAAGACGGUGUUUGUCGGAGGUUUGCCGGAGAACGCCACCGAGGAGAUCAUCAGGGAAGUGUUCGAACAGUGCGGAGAGAUCAUCGCCAUCCGCAAGAGCAAGAAGAACUUCUGCCACAUUCGCUUCAGCGAGGAGUUCAUGGUGGACAAGUCCCUUUACCUCUCAGGGUACCGGAUGCGUAUCGGGUCCAGCACUGAUAAGAAAGACUCGGGGAGGAUCCACGUAGACUUUGCCCAGGCCAGAGACGACCUGUACGAGUGGGAGUGUAAGCAGCGCUUGUUCGCCCGAGAGGAACGACACCGCCGCAAGAUCCACGAAGACCGCCUCCGACCGCCGUCUCCUCCUCCCAUAGUGCACUUCUCUGAGCACGAGUCGGCAAUGUUAGCGGAGAAACUGAAAGAUGACCAUAAAUUCAGCGAGGCGACGGCGGUGCUGUUCACCUGGAUCGACCGCGGCGAGGUCAACCGGCGGACCGCCAACCACUUCUACUCCAUGAUCCAGUCGGCCAACAGCCACGUCCGUUGGCUGAUGAGCGAGAAAGCUCAGCACGAGGAGGAGAUGGAGCGCGCCAAAGAGAUCUUCAAGAACGCUCUUCUGGCCAUUUUAACUCAGUUCGAGCAGAUCACCGCCGUUUUCACCGCCGCCACCAGGCAAAAGGCAUGGGACCAUUUCUCAAAAGCACAGCGCAAGAACAUAGACAUUUGGCGCAAGCAGUGCGAGGAGCUGAGGAACGCCCACAGCGAAGAGAUCAUGGGCAUCAGACGCGAGGAGGAGAUGGAGAUGUCGGAUGACGAUUCGGAUGAAAAUCCCUCCAAGAGGAUCCGAACUGAGGAAAAUGGGGUGUGCGAUCCGGCGUCUCUGAGGGAGGAGAACGACUCGCUGCGAUGGCAGCUGGACGCCUACAGGAACGAGGUGGAGCUGCUGAGGCAGGAGCAGAGCCGGAGCUGCCGACAGGAUGACGAUCACAUGCUCAUGCAUGCGCACGGCGCCGAGGCUCAGAUCCAGCUGCUGCAGCAGAACAUGCACAACAUGCAGCAGCAGCUGGCGAGCCUGCAGGAGAAGCUGGCGAGUAAAGAGGCGGAGCUGGAGAAGGCGAGAGAGGAGCACCGCUACCUGGAGGGCCAGGUGCUCGCCCUGCGGGACACGCUGCUCAAUGGUAAUGGGGAAGCUGUGGAAGGAACCAACGGAGAGCUGCAUGAGAAGGCGGUGAACGGGUGUCUUCCCUCCCUGUUACUCGGCAGAGAAAGGAGGAGCGAGGUCAUCAUGAGAGGAGGGGUGGCGUCUGAGAAGGAGGCGCUGCUGCUGGGAAUCAUCUCCACCUUCCUCCACGUGCAUCCGUUCGGGGCUAACCUGGAGUAUCUGUGGUCCUACAUCCAGAGACUGGACUCAAAGGUGUCGGCGGGGGAGCUGGAGCGUCUCAUGGUCCGUCUCCCGGCCAUGUUCCGGCAGGAGCUGAGCGGCGUCGGCGCCACGCUGGAGAAACGCUGGAAGUUCUGCGGUUUCGACAGCCUGGGCUCGGCGUGACGCAGGGACAACGCACACACACACACACACACACACACACACACACACACACACACACAAAGACACACUGAGGACACACACUGACUCUUAAACUGCAUGUGUGUGUGUGUGCGUUCGUCCAUCAAACGGCAGCGUGUCGGACGCCAUGGAGGAGACGGAAGCAUCGGGGUCCUCGUGGCUGCCGUGGGGGACACCUGACCAUGAAGAGAGAGGAAAGAUGAACCAAAGUUGAUCCCUUAGUUUCCUACCAAACCCUACUUAAUUUUCUGACUAAAUAAGAGCCUUCUUUGCCUCCUUUUGGGUCAGUGUAACGCUUAUCGCUUAACGUUCAAUAACGUUACAUUUUCUAAGCACAAGCGGACAUUUGGAAAAGCAGAAAAAUGGGUUAAAUAUCAAAUUUUUCAUUUC